Molecule: messenger RNA, 1512 nt
Organism: Lycium ferocissimum
Lineage: Eukaryota; Viridiplantae; Streptophyta; Magnoliopsida; Solanales; Solanaceae
Product: zinc finger protein 10-like
Exons: 1
Coding region: 339-1139 (266 amino acids)
Source: RefSeq, a predicted model, not a curated record
CUUUGGUGUGAACUUAUCCCUUCCAGAAGCAGAGAAAGAUUUCCAGUUAGAUAUAGAUAUGAAUUCCUAAAAAAAUUAAGGGCGUUAAAGACUAAGUAUUCUACAAAGAUUAUAGUCACUAAUCAACUACACAAAUUUAUUAUAUUGCCAAUCUUUGUCUUGAUUACUAAAUUCCAACUAUAUACUUGGAAACCUUGUAGAUAUCUUCAGUGCAGCUAGGGUUUUUUUUGUCUCUAUUUCCCCCCACUCAUGAGCCCAUCCUCUAUUUAACCCUUUUCAUCAUUUGUAUCACAUCAUAACGCUUCUCACCUUAUUUUAAAUACUCUUAUUUGUGUAUCAUGGCUGCUGAAAUUGGGAUUCUGUCCUUGACUCAGCUCCAAAAACUGGCUCAAUCCCAAGAACAGCAUAACCAACAACAAUCGUCACCACAACCACCAUUGGAUUCUGGCUCUGCUACUGGCUAUUCGAUGUGGAACGCUAAGCAAGUAACCCCACCAACAACUCAGGAUGAUGACGAUUCAUGGGAAGUUAGAGCAUUUGAGGAAGACACAGGCAAUGCCAUGGGCACUACUUGGCCACCGAGGUCCUAUACUUGCACCUUCUGUCGGAGAGAAUUCCGGUCAGCGCAAGCCCUAGGUGGACACAUGAAUGUGCACCGCCGUGACCGUGCCAGGCUCCACCAAGCCCCACCACAAUAUGCUUCAGAUAGCAACAACAACAACCACACUUCUUCCCCCAAUGCCAAUUCUACCUUCCUAAUUCCAACUCAAGAAUUUGUUACAAAUGGUGGAGUUUGUCUUCUAUACACCUUGCCUAGCCCUAGCAGUACUCAUGUCUUCAACCCGACAUCAAGAAAAUCUUGCACUAUGAGUAACAAUUCACCGUCUACCCUUAAUCUCUCCAUCUCACCAUAUCCAACAAAUAAUUUGAUGUCUCCAACUCCAUGCCCUCCUCCUUCUCUAAAUUUUCCAAUAAACAAGCCUACUCCAAGCAUCAACACAUCAUUUAACAUAAAUGAACCUUCAACAUCUAACACAAGUAAUGAUCAUAGCAAGAGGGAUUCAGCCAUUGAAGAUGAGCUUGAUCUCGAGCUUCGGCUAGGAUGGAGAUCAUCAUCAUCAACAACAUCCUCACCAUGAACACAAGUCAUCAUGUUGUGGUUAAUUUCCUAGACUUGAUUUCCUUUUUAUGGAUUGAUUAAUUCGUUGUGUGUGAAUUGCAGUAUACUCCAAAUGAAGUUGAGAGAAAAAGCAAGAAGAAGAGAGCAACUUGUAAAUUUAAAGAAAUGAAGGGUUAAGUGUGAUAAUAAUAAAAGAAUAAAAGUAUUAAUUGAUCAAAGGAAAGCGUUAUUGGCUAGGGUUGGAGUGCGAGCUAGACUGUAAAAAAAAGCUUUGCAGUGCUGUGUCAUUUUCUAGUUGCUCAUUUCUGAGGACAGCAUAUAUUUCCGUGGGGAUUAUUAUAUCUGGCCAUGUUACGAUUCUUUAUUACUGCAUUUAUGUUAUCUCUCAUGAA